AUGGCGGAGCACAUACCCGAGGAAGUUGUGAUCAAAGUUCUGGAACGGUUACCGGUCAAACCCUUAAUCCGGUUCACCUGUGUUUCAAAGCGCUGGCGUUUCAUCAUAUUGUCCGACCCACAGUUUGCCAAAUCCCAGUACAAAUUAUCCAAGGGAUACCAACCCGGCCGCAGACUUUUGCUCACCUCCCCUGACCAUCGUCAAUUUUAUUCCCUAGAUUUCGAGUCGUCGUUAGGAGACAAUGUCGUUAAAAGAAAGGUUAGAAUCCCAUUUAAGUCCUUGGAGGUCCAGUGCUCCUGCAAUGGUUUGGUAUGUGCGACUGUGAAGGUUGAUGUCUCCAAAGCAGCAAAACCUGCGUUUCAUGUGUAUAUAUGGAACCCAUCAACAGGAUUCUAUAAAAAGUUACCUGAUCCUUCCUUGAAACGAGUUCAUGGUAUUGGCUAUUUGUCAGCCACCGACGAUUACAAAAUUCUGAUGAGCGGUCAACAGAUGAACUGUCAGAUUACUCAGAUACUCUCACUGAGAGCUAACGUUUGGAAAACGAUCCAAUGCCCUUUCGAUGAUCUGGACAGGUGUAGCAAGUGGAUUCGUGUAAAUGAGGCACUCCAUUGGUUACGUAAUGCGGUUAUUGUUGCUUUUAAUUUGGCAAUUGAGGACUUCCGAACAAUGCCGCUACCUGCUGCUCUAGAAUUCAAGUAUCUUGAUAAUGAGGGGUCAAUCAAUCUGGCAGCUUCUGUUGGAGGAUGCCUCUGUGCAUUUCAUUGUCCUAGUUUUUUCAGAGGCUCUAUCGAUAUGUGGGUAAUGAAAGAAUAUGGGGUAGCUGACUCCUGGACUAAGCUUUUCAACUUUCAGGUCCCCAAUCGGCCUGAGAAAAUAUAUAGAUUUGGAUGGCUAGAAGUUUGGGACAGUAGAAUAAUUUUUGCGAGAACAGAAAGGCGGGAUGACGGCAUAAUGAGAGAGUACCAGGUAAUGAGUGUUCAUCAUCAGGAAGAUAAGCAAGAAACUCAUCAUACCAUUUGUGAAGUGAUGAGAUUUAUCCAUAUAGCAUAUGACGAGAGUCUAUUUUGGCUACCUAGCUAA
Messenger RNA from Argentina anserina (silverweed cinquefoil), 1080 nucleotides. Its product is annotated as F-box protein CPR1-like. Gene Ontology annotation, molecular function: protein binding. The record is from RefSeq and is a predicted model, not a curated record. Bases 1 to 1080 code for a protein of 359 amino acids. The transcript has a single exon. NCBI's taxonomy places the organism in Eukaryota, Viridiplantae, Streptophyta, Magnoliopsida, Rosales, Rosaceae.